GAAAUAGAUACUAUAAAUUUGCUGACUGGAGAUUAUCUGAACAACAAUUUCAUUAGAGUUUAGCAUAAAAACUAAAGGCUCCUCAGCUGUUCUGCUUGACUGACUAAAGAUGCUCACAGACAUUACAGAAGGAGAAUUUGAUAUCAAAGAGGAAGAACCAUGGUACGAUCAUCAAGAUCUGGAACAUGAUCUUCAUUUGGCCGCCGAAUUGGGUAAAAAUUUAUUGGAGCAGAACAGAGACUUAGAAGAGACGCUCCAACAGAUGUACAUCAGCAACCAGGAACAGAUACAGGAGAUAGAGUAUCUUUCUAAACAGGUGGAUUUGCUGAGGUCAGUGAACGAUCAGCACGCUAAAGUCUAUGAGCAGCUGGAUUUAACCGCACAAGACCUGGAGCUGAAAAACCAGCGACUGGUGCUGGAGAACAGAGCAGCUCAGCUGAAGAUCGAAGGGCUCACAGAGACGGUGGAAGGGCUGCAGACUCAGGUGGAGGAGCUCCAGAGAGACAUGCAGAAGCCGAAGCUGGUUUCUGAUGAACAGGCCCGGUCCAGUGAUUGUGAUAGAGUUCAGUGCAAGGAGACCUGUCAGUUACACGAGUGCUUUUCCCAUGAGCGCUCUGUUUCCACCAGCAGCUCGUCUCUGAAGCGUGAGGAACAGGACGAGCUCUGGGAGCUCAAGCGCUCGGUUGAUUCCCUGCAGGCGCAGCUGAGCACAGAGCGCGCUCAGAGAGAGGCGGCCGAGCUGGAAACUGAUGCUCUGGCGCAUGAACUCAUCCAGCUGGAGCCCAGAGCAGCGCUGCUGGGAGUCUACAAGGAGCGCCUGGCCGAGACGGAGGCUGAAGUGCAGGAGCUCCGCCUGCUUUUGCGCUCGAGCAAAGACAACGUGGACCUCCCAUUGGAUGAUGAAGCGGGCGGGGCCGGACACAGGGGGCGGAGCCUGCGGUGCUGCAGCAGCGAGAGGCAGUUGCUAAGCAACGAGCAGCCUGAAGGGCAGCAUCAUGGGAUCUCUCUGCUGAACGAGAUGGAUGCUCAAUACGCCGCCCUGCAGGAGAAAUACGACACGCUGCUGCGCCGCUGCCAGGAUGGGAAGUUGUCCGAGAACCAAAAAACUGCUCAAACGCACACAAACACCAAGAACGAUUCCCAGCAGCCCGAGUACAAGGCCCUGUUUCAGGAGAUUUUCAACUUUAUCCAAAAGAGCAAAAAGGACCUGAAGGAGAACAGGAUCAAGCCCAGUCAGGCUGAAUGAGGCACUGAUCUGCAUCUAUGUCUGAACUGAGGGAAUUAUACUGACAGGACUAGGAUGGUGUGAUACCACACAUUACUCUCUGCUUUUAUUGCCACUUUUAUUGUCUGGUGAGUGUAUAUAAAGCACUUUUGUAAAUACUUCCAAAUGUCACUGUGAAACAAAAAGCUGUAAACUUAAAUGUACUGGAAAUCUUUGUGUAUUUAUAGUGGGAUGAAUCUCAACAAAGACAUUUCCAGGUUAUAUAUUACCACAUAAUCAGUAG
Sinocyclocheilus anshuiensis is the source of this 1508-nucleotide messenger RNA. RefSeq names its product cerebellar degeneration-related protein 2-like. The transcript has 5 exons. The coding region runs from base 110 to 1246 and encodes 378 amino acids. The record is from RefSeq and is a predicted model, not a curated record. NCBI's taxonomy places the organism in Eukaryota, Metazoa, Chordata, Actinopteri, Cypriniformes, Cyprinidae.